Messenger RNA from Didymodactylos carnosus, 738 nucleotides. The record is from the annotation of a GenBank genome assembly. Lineage: Eukaryota; Metazoa; Rotifera; Eurotatoria; Philodinida; Philodinidae.
AUGAAGUUGCAACUCGAAAAUACACCAGUAGCAGAAGAACAACAACCAAUCUUACCAAAAGAAAAAUUUUAUGUAUGUGAUAUUACCGAUAAAAAUCAACUUUCACGUAUUAUCCAAGAUAAUCAAAUAAAUAUUAUUAUUCAUUUAGCGGCCGUUUUAGAAACAGAAACGACUGAAAAAAUUAAUCAUAUUAAUUGUUAUGGUACUGACAUUCUAUUUGAUAUAGCAAUAAAACAAGAGCAUGUUGAAAUGAUUAUUUAUGGUAGUUCAUUAAUGACUGUUUUUGGCUAUUUAGAAAAUGAACCCUAUUCAUCAUUAGCAAAAAAUAUUCAACCAAAACAAUUAUUAAAAAAGAUAACAAUCAAUGAUCCACCAAUACCAUCACAUGUAAAUCCAUCUUCUGAAGCAUAUAUUAAAAGUAAAAUAUACGGUGAAGGUCUAGCUAGACAGUAUUCAUCAACUGAUGGGAUAAAUGUUAAAUUUAUUUGUGCAAGGUUAGGUGGGAUAAAUACAACUGAUGAUAUAACCUCUGAUUUGUAUGAUUGGUCAUAUAGGGCAACAUGGUGUAGUCAUUGUGAUUUAUGUCAAUUUAUUGAUCGAGUAUUAGAAAAUCAAUUGAUAUUGAAACAAUUUCAAAUUUAUUUUGUUUGUUCAAAUAAUGAUUUUUGUUGGGUUGACAUGGAUAAUGGCCGAGAAGAUUUAAAUUUUGUACCUCAAGAUGGUGCUAAAUGGAAUUAG